Molecule: messenger RNA, 795 nt
Organism: Alternaria incomplexa
Lineage: Eukaryota; Fungi; Ascomycota; Dothideomycetes; Pleosporales; Pleosporaceae
Gene: RPL8B
Product: 60S ribosomal protein L8B
Exons: 4
Coding region: 1-795 (264 amino acids)
Biological process (GO): ribosome biogenesis
Cellular component (GO): ribonucleoprotein complex
Source: RefSeq, a predicted model, not a curated record
AUGCCUCCCAAAGGAUCCGGAAAGAAGCCUGCGGCUUUCCCCCAGGCCACUUCUAAGUCGUCUGCCGCCAAGAAGCAAAAGAACCCUCUCAUCGAGAAGCGUCCUCGCAACUAUGGCAUCGGUCAAGACAUCCAGCCCCAGCGCAACGUCGGCCGCAUGGUCCGCUGGCCCGCGUAUGUCCGUCUUCAACGCCAGAAGAAGAUCCUCAACAUGCGCUUGAAGGUCCCACCGGCGAUUGCCCAGUUCCAGCACGUUGCCGACCGUAACCUUGCCACCCAGGCUUUCAAGAUCCUCAACAAGUACCGUCCCGAGACCAAGGCCGAGAAGAAGGAGCGCCUCACCAAGGAGGCCACCGCCGUCGCUGAGGGCAAGAAGAAGGAGGACGUCAGCAAGAAGCCCUACGUCGCCAAGUACGGUCUCAACCACGUUGUUGGCCUGAUUGAGAACAAGAAGGCUUCCCUCGUCCUGAUCGCCAACGACGUCGACCCCAUCGAGCUCGUUGUGUACCUGCCCGCUCUCUGCAGGAAGAUGGGUGUCCCUUACGUUAUCGUCAAGGGCAAGGCCCGUCUCGGAACGGUCGUCCACCAGAAGACCGCCGCCGUCCUCGCCCUCACUGAGGUCCGCUCUGAGGACAAGAACGAGCUCCAGAAGCUCGUCACCGCUGUCAACGACGGUUACCUCGAGUCGCACCACAAGGACGCUGCCCGUCACUGGGGAGGUGGUAUCAUGGGUGCCAAGGCCAACGCCCGCAUGGAGAAGAAGAGGAAGGCCAUCGAGAGCGCUAUCAAGAUCUAA